Messenger RNA from Nematolebias whitei (Rio pearlfish), 624 nucleotides. RefSeq names its product fibroblast growth factor 20-like. The record is from RefSeq and is a predicted model, not a curated record. The transcript has 3 exons. Gene Ontology annotation, biological process: positive regulation of cell population proliferation; regulation of cell migration; fibroblast growth factor receptor signaling pathway. Bases 1 to 624 code for a protein of 207 amino acids. Gene Ontology annotation, cellular component: cytoplasm. Gene Ontology annotation, molecular function: fibroblast growth factor receptor binding; growth factor activity. NCBI's taxonomy places the organism in Eukaryota, Metazoa, Chordata, Actinopteri, Cyprinodontiformes, Rivulidae.
AUGGCCGUCGCUCCCUCUGCUGCUCUCGGGGAAGUUGGAGGCCUCGUGCACGGCGUCGACGGCGUGCUUCACGUUGGGGCUCAUUUCUUCCUGACGCCGCCCGGAGACGGGCCGGUCCCGCGGGGGGAGCACCUCCUACCCUUCCCCAGGUACGAGGGUCCGGACCUGCCGCACCUGCAGGGGAUCCUGCGGAGGAGGCAGCUCUACUGCAGGACCGGCUUUCACCUGCAGAUCCUCCCGGACGGAACCGUGCGCGGCACGAGGACGGACCACAGUCGGUUCGGUGUCCUGGAGUUCUUCAGCCUGGCUGUGGGUCUGAUCAGCAUCAAAGGAGCCGACAGCGGGCUCUACCUGGCCAUGAACAGCAAGGGGCAUCUGUACGGCUCCAAGGAGCUCACAGCAGAAAGUGUCUUCAGGGAGCACUUUGAGGAGAACUGGUACAACACCUACUCCUCCAACCUCUACAAGCACGCUGACAGGGGGGCGCCUUACUUUGUGGCUUUAAACAAGGACGGAACACCGAGGGACGGGGCCAAGUCCAGGAGGCACCAGAAGUUUACACACUUCCUGCCCAGGCCCGUGGACCCCGAGCGAGUACCGGAGCUGUACAGGGACAUCAGCUGA